Phoenix dactylifera (date palm) is the source of this 1436-nucleotide messenger RNA. Its product is annotated as galactinol synthase 2-like. NCBI's taxonomy places the organism in Eukaryota, Viridiplantae, Streptophyta, Magnoliopsida, Arecales, Arecaceae. The record is from RefSeq and is a predicted model, not a curated record. Gene Ontology annotation, molecular function: glycosyltransferase activity.
CAACUCACAAGUUCCCCGAUCCCUUCGAGUUCUUACUAUUGCUUCUCUGAUCUACUAAAGCUGUCAAGCUUUCCCUCUUUUGUUCGGUCUUCCCGAGCCUCCCCCUCCUCCUCUUUUCUUUAGUUCUCUUCGUUCGUUUUCUGCGAUGGCGCCAGAGAUCGUCAGGAAGCUGGCGGCGAUGGCCGGCCGAUAUGGAAAGCCGGCGGCGAAGACGCAGGCCAGGAGGGCGUACGUGACGUUCCUCGCCGGAGACGGCGAUUAUUGGAAGGGCGUGGUGGGGCUGGCCAAGGGUUUGAGGAAGGUGAGGUCGGCGUACCAGCUGGUGGUGGCGGUCCUGCCGGACGUGCCGGAGGACCACCGCCGGAUCCUCCGCUCCCAGGGCUGCCUCGUCCGCGAGAUCGAGCCCGUCUACCCUCCCGAGAACCAGACCCAGUUCGCCAUGGCUUACUACGUAAUCAACUACUCCAAGCUCCGUAUCUGGGAGUUCGUGGAGUACCAGAAGAUGAUAUACCUGGACGCGGAUAUCCAGGUAUAUGAUAACAUCGACCACCUCUUCGACCUCCCGGAUGGAAACUUCUAUGCGGUGAUGGAUUGCUUCUGCGAGAAGACGUGGAGUCACACGCCGCAGUACCAGAUCGGGUACUGCCAGCAGUGCCCGGAUAAGGUAUCCUGGCCGGAGGACAAGCUGGGUCCGCCGCCGGCGCUCUACUUCAACGCCGGAAUGUUCGUCCACGAGCCCAGCCUCGCCACCGCCGAGUCUCUUCUCAAGACCCUCAAGUCCACUACCCCCACCUCUUUUGCGGAACAGGACUUUUUGAACAUGUUCUUUAAGGAUAUUUACAAGCCGAUCGCUGGGGUUUACAAUUUGGUCCUCGCGAUGCUGUGGAGGCACCCGGAGAACGUGGAGCUGGAAAAGCUCAAGGUGGUCCACUACUGCGCUGCGGGUUCGAAGCCGUGGAGGUACACCGGGAAGGAGGCAAACAUGGACCGGGAGGACAUCAAGAUGCUGGUGAAGAAGUGGUGGAAUAUUUAUAACGACGAGUCGCUGGACUACAAGGGGCCGGCGGCGGUGGAGGUGGCGCAGGAUGAGUUGAAGCAGCCGCUCCUGGCGGUGCUGUCGGAGGCUGGGGUAGUGCAUUACGUCACUGCGCCCUCGGCCGCAUGACGUGGAAAAUGGUGGAAGUGGAUGUAGGUGCAGGGUUGAGCCGCAGUUUCCAUUUUAUAUCUCUUUUGGAAAAAUAGGAUGUUUUUUGUAUAGAAUAUGUUUUGUGCAUUGUGCAGUGAAGCUCAGAGUCACUGUGAACAUGUGUAAUUGAUACAUAACAUAUGUUUGUAUGUAAUAGAUUGAUACAUAACAUAUGUUUGUAUGUAAUGGAUUGACAAAAGAAAAGAAAAAAAAAAAUUGUACAACUAAUUUUCUUUGAUGGUGCAAUCAA